Molecule: messenger RNA, 536 nt
Organism: Oncorhynchus masou masou (cherry salmon)
Lineage: Eukaryota; Metazoa; Chordata; Actinopteri; Salmoniformes; Salmonidae
Product: mitochondrial ribosome and complex I assembly factor AltMIEF1-like
Exons: 3
Coding region: 223-528 (101 amino acids)
Source: RefSeq, a predicted model, not a curated record
CUUCCUGUUUGUCAUUCUGACCCCGGCGUGAGGGGGAACUGUGUCUGUUGUACUUUUAAGGAUAAAUCUUUGAAAUAGUUUCUCGAACGGACUGGACAUUAGCGAGUAAUAUACUCCGAAGCGGUGUGUGGUGUGCACGCAUCCGAAGCCUCACUAGAAGACCUCUCUGGCACCCUCUCCUUCUACGGCAUUGUUUUUGGUUGGCCUCUGGAAUCAGUUGAAAUGCCCUGGGAGUUGCAGACAAAGGAUCCGCUUUGGGAAAGUCGUAUUCCUAGUCAUUGUGCUGGAGUCCUCCCCUCUCCAUGUGCAUCCCUAAUGGGCGGCUGGUCUCGUAUUGCGGUGCUGGAGCUGUACCGAGCACUGCUCCGUGCAGGGCGCCACCUUCACUACACAGACCACAACUGCUACCAGCGCGCCGUGGCCAGGGAGUUCCGCCGCUGCCAGGCCCUGACCGCGCCGAGCGACAAGGAGGACGCACUGAAGAGGGGCCAGUUUUUCAUCGGCAGUAGACUGGGGGGGCUGAUGUAGGUGGGGGU